GGGGACGCGGGACUCGGAGCGUGGCCGGCGGGGACUGCGGGCGCACCGCUGGCAGCGGCGGGGAGACAUGUUGGCGGCAGCGGCCCGGGGGCUCCGCGGAGCCCGGCUGAGUUCUUGGCUGCCCCAGACGGUUCCGUUCCGAGGAAGUCACUGGCAGACUUCCCUGCUGGCGUUCAGGGCAUCUCUCCCCAUGAGAGCACAACCAAUGAAGAAGAAGAAGAAAGUGGAUGUAAAGAGAGAGCAAGCACAGAAGGAUCGCCUGAAAAAGAAGAUUAAAAAGUUGGAAAAAGCUGCCCCAGAAAUGAUUCCAAUUGAGGAUUUUAUAACACCACUUAAGUACUCAGAGAGCAACAGGGUGCGAAGUCUUCCCCCUCUGUCGUUUGAGGAGACUGAAAGAAGAGUUUUACUUCUGAAAAAGUGGUGUUUGUUUAAGCAGAAACAAGAUAAGGCAGAAAAGAAAGCAAUUCAGACCCUUGUAGAAGCUCAGCAAGAGGCACUAAAGGAACUGCGCCUUGAAUCCGAGGAGUUGUAUCAGGCAGCAAUCAGACGAGAUGAGGGGCUUUUACCCUUUGAGAGAGAUGGACCUAAUUAUACCCCACCACUUCCUGGUUACGAUCCCCCCGAAGGAAAGUGCAUUGAUAUCACCAAAGUGUAUACGCAGUGAUGGAGGAGUUUGUCAUUCAUCUGGCAUGAGCUACUCAGCCAACUGAAGGAGGAAAGAAUGGAAUAAAAAUAAACAAUUCCUUCUGCAGGUUAAAAUACUGUAGGUGUGUGACUGUAAAAAAACAUAUUAAUGAAGUAUCUGUUUGUUUGGGUCUUUUAAACGGCUAUCCAGGUAGUGAGACACCCAAUGAAACUACACUACCUUACACUUGCGCCAUGCUAGAACAAGACAAAGAAGUAGUAUUUCAUCUUUCUGGGCUUAUAUCUCCUACCACUCCACACACUCCUGAGCAGCAUUUUCUUGUUCUGCAUAAACCGUAACUUGGAAGAUUCCUAUCCUAUGAGGAAAGAACGUCACAGUCAUCACAUCAGAGUCUGUACUAUAAGGGAGGUAGCAGCUGACCAUUUACUGCCUUUCUUUUCAGACUUCAGUGAAGUACUUUUGCAUCUAAGAGGGAAAACAGAUGGAAAACAUACUGUGACAAAGCCAAAAUUAAGUUGGUUUUUUUUAUAGGCCAUGUAAAUGUUCUAACUUAUAACUAAGUUUCUAAGGGUUUGCCCUAUAACAAAACAGAUCUCUCUCCAUUCGUUUAAACCUUUAUUUUUCAGUAAUUUUGAAUACUGCCAUUAACGUACACCACCGUUCGAGAGCAGUUCCACAAAGGGGCAGGGUUGCAGUUUCAGGGUCUGCAACAUCAGCCCACCAGGUGUGAAAAAGCUCUUAACCCAUCAUGAAUCUGGGAACUGCCUUUAAGUGCCAGUGGUUGUGAUUGUCCUGAACGGGCAAGGAGGAGUCCUAGCUUGCUUUUGUCUUCCCAUCUGGGAGGCCUGGGGUGGAUACCUUGUUCC
Messenger RNA from Haliaeetus leucocephalus (bald eagle), 1512 nucleotides. It is a transcript of the gene MRPL40, whose product is annotated as mitochondrial ribosomal protein L40. The record is from RefSeq and is a predicted model, not a curated record. Gene Ontology annotation, cellular component: mitochondrial ribosome; mitochondrial large ribosomal subunit. NCBI's taxonomy places the organism in Eukaryota, Metazoa, Chordata, Aves, Accipitriformes, Accipitridae. The transcript is spliced from 4 exons. Bases 68 to 664 code for a protein of 198 amino acids.